AUGUCCCCUCUCUUUCCCCCUCAAUUUCUCUCUCUCUCUUUAUCCCACCCUCUCUUUCUCCCACCCUCUCUUUCUCCCUCUUUCUCCCUCUUUAUUUCCUCUCUCUUUCUUUCUCCCUCCUUCUCUAUCUCCCCUCUCUUUUUCUCUCUUUCUCUCUUCCUCCCUCUUUAUCUUCUAUCUUUUUCUUUCUUCCACCUUCUCUAUCUCCUCUUUCUCCCUCUCUCUUUCUCUCUCUUUCUCUUUCCCUCCCUCUUUAUCGCCUGUCUCUUUCUCUCUCCCUCCUUCUCUAUCUCUCCUCUCUUUUUCUCUCUUUCUCUCUUCCUCCCUCUUUAUCUUCUCUCUUUCUUUCUUCCACCUUCCUAUCUCUCUUUCUCCCUCUCUCUUUCUCUCUCUUUCUCUCUCCCUCCCUCUUUAUCGCCUGUCUCUUUCUCUCUCCCUCCUUCUCUAUCUACCCUCUCUUUCUUUCUUUUUCUCCCUCUCUAUCAACUCUCUAUUCCCCUCGCUUUCUAUCUCUUUCUCCCUCCCUCUCUGUCUCCCCUCUCUUUCUUUCUCUCUGUCUUUCUCUCCCUCUCCAUCUCCCCUCACUUUCUCUUUCUUUCUUUUUCUCCCUCUCUAUCUCCCCUAUCUUAUUUUCUCUCUCGUUCUCCUUCCCUCUCUAUCUCCCCUCUCUUCCUCUCUCUCUCUUUCUCCCUCCCUCUCUGUCUCCCCUAUAUUCUUUUCUCUCAUUCUCCCUCCCUCUUUAUCUCCCCUCUCUCCCUCUCUCUCUCUCUCUCGCUCUCCAUCCCUCUCUAUCUCCCCUCUCUUCCUCUCUCUCUUUCUCCCCCCUCUCUAUCCCACUUUCUCUUUCUUUCUCCCUCCCUCUCUGUCUCCCCUCUCUUCCUCUCUCUCUCUUUCCCCCUCACUCACUCUCUUCCUCUCUCUCUCUCUUUCCACCUCACUCAUCCACUUCUCUUCCUCUCUUCCCCCUCCCUAUCUAUCUUUCCUCUCUUCCCCUCCCGCUCUCUCUCUCUCCCAAAUGCGAAACAGUUGAUAUUCUCAUUACUAUUAAUAUUUCACACGCUAACGCUAUCACACUCACUUAACUCUCUCUCUCUCUCUCUCUCUCUCUCUCUCUCUCUCUCACUUACUGUUUCACACCCUCGCUGUCUCCCUCUCCCUCUCUCUCUCUCUCUCUUUCUUUCACUGACUAACUUUUUACCUAUUUUUCUCACUUACGCACUCACUCUCUCAUUCAUUCACUCUUGCAUAAUCACUCACUCUCUCUUUAACUCUUUUUCUCAUUUACACAUCCUUCUUUUCACUUUCUCAUACACUGUGUCAGUAACUCUCUUCUUUUCACUCACUCACUCUUUCAUUCACAAUUCUUCUUGCCCUCUUUCAAUUACUUUUCCACGCUAA
This is a messenger RNA of Acanthosepion pharaonis, 1398 nucleotides long. The record is from the annotation of a GenBank genome assembly. NCBI's taxonomy places the organism in Eukaryota, Metazoa, Mollusca, Cephalopoda, Sepiida, Sepiidae.